AUGUCUAGCGUAGAUGGUUGUAGUCAUCAGCGUCCUAUGCGAGCUUACCGCUGUCGCAGGUUUUAUGAACGAACUUUCCGUCCCUGCGUUGUAUUUCAUGUCAUUCUUGUUAUUUAUGUAGCGAUAGGAAUUUGUGUGUUCUACACAAUCGAAAGGCCAGAAUGGGACAGAAAUAUGAUUGAACUCGAGACUUUGAAAGAAUCUUUUAUCAGAGAACUCAGGACUGGAUGUGAACUAACUCAAGGAAACUGGAGCGACUUCGGUAGUGUUCAAUUUGACGAAAUGAAACACCAACUUGAGGAUAUAUUUAAACGCGGCAUGCGAUUGGAGCUCGGUUACAACUGGGAUGUUUGGUCGUCUAUGUUUUUUUGUCUCACGUUGUUGACAACAAUAGGGUAUGGUAAUAUUGUACCAGUUACUCAACUUGGAAAAAUCGCAUGUUCCAUCUACGCUCUUUUCGGAAUUCCAAUAUUUCUUGUGUUCCUGGCAAAAAGUGGUGACAUUGUUGCAAAUCCUUUGCGAAACUUACACCGCAAGUUGUUAAAAAGCAAAAACUCGUUUAAAAGUAUGAGAUGUUUUUACUUGCGACAAACUGGUAAGCAGGAUAUAGUCGAAUCAGAACAAACAGAGCAAGACGAUGUAUUGGAAAUACAAUCCUUGGACGCGGAAAGUGCUGCUAAAUUACCGAGAGAUAAAGAUAACGGCAACCCUUGCAUAGCUGACGAAAUGAUGAUUAAUUAUGGAACUGUUGAUCAUAAUGGUCAUAAUGGCGAAGCAUGUGCCAUUCAAAGGGUCACCGACGAUGAUGUGACAACGGAUAACACAGGAGGUGAAGAAAUUACUAUUCCUGUACCAAUUCUUCUUCUAAUUGUCAUAAUAUAUAUUUUAUUGAGUGCUAUAUUAUUCUCACAUGAGGAAAAUUGGACGUAUAUUGACGCAGUUUAUUUCUGCACGAUCACUUACACCACAGUCGGGUUUGGCGAUCUAGCACCAGCCUAUGACACUGAUAAUGCAUUCAGACAACAAGCUUUGCUUGCAAUGUUUGUCAUAUGUGGCCUAAUUCUGACUUCCGCUUGUAUUAACCUGGGCCAGGAUGCUUUACGAAAAACAUACGAGUUUGUUUUCAAUGAACAAAGAUGUAUGGGUAGUAUAAACAGACGAUCAGAGACUAGACGAUCAGAGGAUGAUGUGAAUCUAGCAUGGGUUUGA
Molecule: messenger RNA, 1209 nt
Organism: Saccoglossus kowalevskii
Lineage: Eukaryota; Metazoa; Hemichordata; Enteropneusta; Harrimaniidae
Product: TWiK family of potassium channels protein 7-like
Biological process (GO): stabilization of membrane potential; potassium ion transmembrane transport
Cellular component (GO): plasma membrane
Molecular function (GO): outward rectifier potassium channel activity; potassium ion leak channel activity
Source: RefSeq, a predicted model, not a curated record